AUGUCGAACCCAUUCUCAAGCCCGUUUGGCGCCAAUGCCAACCCUUUCGGCACCCAGCAACCGAUGCACAGUCUGGCUGAAGAAGUCGACGAGAACGAUCCUAGUUUCGUCCCCUCGGGGCCUUUCGGCGGUGAUGCAUCAGCUGAACCCCCCUCAACAGCCAAAGCCCCACCGAAUGCUAGUGAUAACUUUCCUCCCAAGUACAACGUCAACAGGCGCACAUCGGUCUCAGCAGAAUCAUUGAAGCCAAGUGCGGAUACAUACGACAACUGGACGCCUCCAGUCCACGAGAAGACACCGGACCAACUUGCUCGUCUCAAAAAGGCAAUCGGGGGCAACUUCUUGUUCAGUCAUCUGGAAGAUGAGCAAAGCGAGCAGAUUCUCGGGGCACUAGUAGAGAAGCCCAUUCCUGCCAAGGGUAUCAAGGUCAUUAGCCAGGGUGAUGCUGGUGAUUUUUUCUAUGUUGUUGAGAAAGGCACAUUUGAUGUCUACGUCAACAAAUCUGGACAGCUUGAGCCUGGCCCGGAUGGUAUGGGGGAUCAAGUCGGCAACAUUCAAGCUGGCGGGUCCUUUGGCGAGCUUGCGCUCAUGUACAACGCGCCACGUGCUGCAACGGUGGUUUCGGCCGAAUCAGGCUGCACUCUGUGGGCCUUGGAUCGUGUGACCUUCCGCCGCAUUCUUAUGGAGUCUACGUUUGCGCGAAGGCGAAUGUAUGAGAGCUUCCUUGAGGAGGUACCCUUGCUGGAACCGCUCACCCCUUAUGAAAGGUCCAAGAUUGCGGAUGCUCUGGAAACGCGAAAGUUCGCCCCUGGUGAACUCAUCAUCAAAGAGGGCGACCCUGGCCACGCCUUCUAUAUCCUCGAGAGUGGCGAAGCCGAUGCUUACAAAGGCGAAAUCGAUAACAAGGUUCGGCACUAUAGCAAGGGCGACUACUUUGGCGAGCUGGCCUUGCUCAAUGACGCUCCCCGAGCUGCUAGUAUCGUUGCCUCGUCGGAUGUCAAAGUGGCAUCUCUGGGCAAGAGCGCGUUCCAACGUCUGCUAGGCCCCGUCGAAGAUAUCAUGCGACGCACAAAGUAUAUAGAUGCCAAACCCGGGGUUGAGGAAAUGGAUCCCCUCGCAUCAGGUUAA
This is a messenger RNA of Clonostachys rhizophaga, 1128 nucleotides long. The record is from the annotation of a GenBank genome assembly. NCBI's taxonomy places the organism in Eukaryota, Fungi, Ascomycota, Sordariomycetes, Hypocreales, Bionectriaceae.